CGUCUCGCGCGUCGCGUAGAUAUUUUAUUAUUUUCUCAGCUUCUGGUAGGUGGUGCGCGCAGCAAAUAAAGAAAUUUGUGUAUUGCAGCAGAAGUUUUUCGCUGCGCACAGGCUGUGCCGCUGCUUGCAAGAGACUAUACAAAGCCAAGCAUAAAACUAAUUGUAACAAAGAAAAGUGUAAAAACGAAAAGAAUAUACAUUUAAGUUCAAGGUUUAUUUCCACACAAUGCCAGAACCGAAGUUCAAACGCAUCUAAAUUGAAAACUGUGUGCAGAUUUUUGUAUACACUGUCGCGUACGUGUGUGUGUGUGCGUGUGCCUGUGCCUGUGCGUGUGUUAGUGAAUGUGACUUCUGCAUUUUGCUGUGGCUUAAACCAAAAGUCAGCCAGCGCAAUUAUUGAAUUAAUAAAUGUGCACACAAUAAGAAAAUAUAGAAAACAUUGUCUCGAUCUAUCUGCGGAAAAAUAUCUAAACCCAAUUACUCAGUUUGCUCUCAGUUUAAUUCGAUUGACACAGAGGCAGGCGGCAGAGCGCGAGCGCGAGCGCAAGCAGCAGCAGCAGCAGCAGCAGCAGCAGCAGCAGCAGCAGUAGCGACAGCAGCCCCAACAAAAUAUAAGGCGACAGACUUAACUUGCCCACUCUUCGCCCGUUGGUGGUGGGAGACGCACACAGAGUACAACAACAACAACAACGACAACGGCACAACAACCACAAGGAGAGCCAAACCUACUCCAGCUCUCAGCUCUGCUUUUGCGCAGAUUGACGCAGCGAAUUCGCCGUGUCGCUUGAGCGCUGCUCAGUUGCAGCUCGGUCGACGCUGUUUGGAAACACCUUGCUCCAAUAUUUUAGCCUGGCUGUGUGCUCUGCUCUGCUCAGCUCUAUAACUGCCGUUAGUCCAAGCGACUCAGUGGCCGUUGCCGUUGCUGUUGCCGUCGCAGUCGCCGUCUCAGUUUCGUUUCGUGCGAUUCUUUAGCUGCAGCAGUAAAAAUCGUCGGAAAAUCGCAGCCACAAAGAAAAAGGCAACAUAUUUGUGUUGUUGUUGUUGUUGUAAUUUUCCAAUGCUGCUUGACUGCGCUUUGCACGCGAUUCCCUACAAUUUGGUUGCGGUCAGCAGUGCUGCAACAACAACAACAAUAACAAGCAUAAGCAAAACGGCAGCAGCUUUAACAUUGUCGCCGUGUCGCCAGCAGCGCCGCAGCAUCGCCAGCCCCUCGGUCUCGCCAUGUACAACAACAGCAACGCGAGGCGCAGCAGCGAUGCCAGCAUAGAACAGAAUACGCAGCAGCAGCUGGAGGAGGAGAAGGAGAAGGAGCAGCAAAUGCAGCAGGCUGCCGCAGUCAGGACGAGGACGAGCACGAGCACGAGCAGGAGCAGAAGCAGGACUAUGGCCACGUCCAAGGCGAGAGCCAGAGCCACCUCGUUAAUCUAUUUACCGCCUUUCUGCCAGCCAUGUGGACAUGUGCCUGCGGCCAGCAGCAGCUGCUGUUGUUGUUGCUGUAGUCGGCGACAUAAAAAUUAUGAUAAACAUGCCGCAGCGCCGACGCUGACAGCAGCGGGCACAGACUCAGGCACAGCCACAGCCACAUGCUCGCCAGCGACUGGCUGGAAAUUCCUGCAGCGUGAUAUUCAGUUAAGCGCGGAUGAAGACGCACUGGCGCAUAGCUGCAACGAUCUCAGACAGGCAACGCAAUUAGUUAUGCCAAUUGUUGUAGGUGGCAGCAGUCGCGGCCACGUCUUGGAAUGCCUGGCGAUUGUGCGGCGCCAGCGACGUGAACGACACACAAUAAAACCAAUCAGCAAUGCAGCAGGAGAAGCAGAAGGAGAAGCUGCAGGAGAAGCAGCAACAAAUAGUUCGCAAACAACGACAAGGGCUUUGGCCACAAGUGGCCAGGACGAGAAGGAGGAGGAGGAGAAGGGGGAGAAGGAGGAGCAUGGUCUUGGAGAUGAAGAUGAAUGUAGGUGCUUUAACUACAACGGUGAUAUUAGUGCGCUGGAACGUCUAAAGCAGCAGGAGGAGCAGGAGCAGGAGCAGGUGGAGGAGUGGUAUCAACUUCCUAACAUUACGUGGCUAAAAUUGUGGCAGCAGCUGCUGCGGCGGCAACUGUGCAACAACAACAGAGGCAGCCAAGACGCCAGCAACUCCGCCGCCAAUGCGACAACGCAAACAACGAACACAACAGCAACAAUAUUAGACAGGAGCAGGAGCAGCAGCAGGAGCUGGGGCAGGUUCGGGCAGCUGGAGCCAAUCACCAGGCUGGCAACGUGCUGCGGCAGCAACAGCAUGACGUCGACAAAAAGUUGGCUCGGAGCGCUGUUGCUGACGCUGCUGCUGGCCACGUCCGUUAGCGGCUGGGGCGGUCGUCAAGAUGCGCCCACAAAUUGCACGUUUCCGGCACGCUGGGAGGGCUCCUGGUUCCUAUCGGGCUAUCAGCAAUCCAUACACAUCAAGGGCUCACAGUUCAGCUACCGCGGCAGGUGUGCGGCCAUAGAUGGUAACAAAUAUCUAAUAGUCGAUGAGAAAGGAUGUCAUCGUUGCCUGGUUAUCUAUGAGAAGCAUAAGAAUGUGCUCCAGUAUAAAGAAAGUGAGUGCGAAGGUGAUAGUAUGUAUAUGCAUCAGUCGAAUCCAUCUGCAAUGGCGAUGCGUAGCUCUAAUAAACAAAGUGAUCAUAGGGGGGGAGCUCAUCCCAAUACGAACGGGCAUUCAAGACUAUCAUCAUCGGAUCAGUACAUAAUGAGAUCCAAUGACGAUAUGAAUGAUUACUUUUGCAAGGGCCGUGAGACUUUACAGAAUCUCUGCGAUCAAAUACCGGGCGAUGCUCUGCUCUAUUCCCUCUUCCGCGAGAGCGCCGAGCCGGUCAAGUGCCCGCUAAAGGGUCCCUUCAUAUUCACGUACAAUCGCGGCCACGGCGAGUGCAAGUCGCCCGUCUCGAACAUCGAGAGCUGCACCGAGGAGAGCCGCCUGCUUCUGAGUUUUCAGGCCUGUCCCGAUGUCCAGGGCACCGAGAGCACGGUUGAGGAGCUGACCUGCCUGGCGACCUGGAAGGAUGGCAACUCACGCUAUUUGGUGGGUCUUGUCUUGCAUCAUCAUGCCAUUUCGAAUGAGGAGCGUUAUCGUUGCUUUGUUUACGAGAAAAUCUCCUCGCUGAUGGGCGGCCCCAGCAUACUCAGCUCGAAGGAUACCGAAUAUAAGCUGGCGCAAUCCGGCGACGCCACUUGCAAUGGCUUAGACAGCGCCGAGGUUGGCUCGCGAAUAAUGUCGCUGCGGAAACCGCCGGCGGCUGAGCGCUGCGAUUUUCCCGCCUGGUUCAAGGGUCCGCGACACUGGCAUGCACUUAUGGGCAAUGCCGUCUACAAUUAUCAUGCCAACGAUGGCUCCGUGCACAUUAUUAAGCCCAACGGCUACAUGGAGACACGUGCCCUGUGCGAGCAGAUAAACAAACAGACCUCAACCGAAAUGAUGGCUGUGGUGCACUACACCACCAGCUGCCUAUCCGGCUUUAUGUGCAUGAUGUUUUACCGUCGGGACACGCACGUCAUUGAGAUACAAACGGGCAAGCCGGCCAAUCGUCUGGAGGAUGCCUGUGCACCGGAUCACUUUGACUUCAACAAGAUGACCUACAUAACGCUGCUGGCAAGCAAUCCGGAACCGCAUAUUUGCCCGAUGGAGGGCCUGUACAAUCUGCGCGGCGCAAUUGGGCCGCCGUACCUGGUCACGCGCCACAAGCGCAAUCACAAUGGCAAAUCGCAUCUCGGACAUGGCCAUCAUCAUUAUCAUGGCGAUGGCUUGGAUGCCGGCUCCUUUGGUCACAAGGGGCACAGUACACUCAGCUUUCGCAAUGCCGAGCGCAUGGAGCGCGGCUCCUGGCAUGCCAACACGCGCGGCCUGCCCGUGCGCAGCCGACGCAAUGCACUCCCAGCACAGCAGCAGCAGCAGCAGGAGCAACUCCAGCAACAACAAGCCUUGGUGCUGAGCAGCGCCAACGAUACCAGCGUGGGCUUCGUGGCCACGCGCAGUCGUCGUGAUGUGCCCGGCUGUGUGACCAACUACAAUGCCCAGCGACAGCUUUGGGUCGGCUGCAGUGCGCCCAAUGUCAUCGAUGUGAGUCCGCUGUGCAGCGUGGACGGCGAGGAAGAGUACUCCUGUCAUGGCUCGUGGAGCGAGAACAGCACCGUCUACAUUAUAGCCAGGCACAAGGGCACCAAGCAUGGCGUCUGCAUUAGCUACAGGCCCACGGAGGGCAAUGCAGCCAAGCUGGUUGUCGGCGAUGCCUGCUAUCGCGGCACACAAAAGCCGCCCGAUCAUCAUCUGGUGGCCAAUCUAUCCGUUUUUGGUAAAUGUGGCGAAACCGGCUCCAGCGCCAGCACAGCUCACCUGGCCAACUGGAUGGUGCUGUUAGCCAUGCUGAUGUGUCUAACGCUGCAAAGUUGAGUUAAACGGGCGGCGUGCAACGUGUAAUUUGGGAGUGCACAACAGCAACAUUAACAAUUUGAUAAACACAAAAACCAAAAACCAAAUCCCCAAUAUGAUGAACAUGUAUACAAGACACACACAUUUAAGACUAAUUGUACAUUGCAUAUUGCAUAUUGCAUAUUGCAUAUUGCAUAUUGUAAGGCCUAAGCGAACGUAAACAAUUCAAAUAUCUUUUGCUGUAUAUAACAUUUAUUGUUUGUUUGUUUGUUUUUUUUUUUUAACCACCUUGUUUUGUUUAGUUCUAAGUGCUUUAUUAUAUGAAAUCAAUAUAUUAUAUAUAUAUAUAUCAAGAAAAAGUUAAAAUUAACGAGCAAAAAAAUGGUUUGCAAUAAAGCCUUAGAGCAAGGCCUAGUUAAACGCGCCUUUUGCGAAAUGUAGCGCUGAAAUUUAAACAAAAUAUUUCUUUAUAUGUAAUACAAUUAUCAAAAAAAAAAAAAAAAUACAAAAAUAUAAAAAAUAUGCAAAAGACAAGAUAUAACAACUGCAUAUACGAAUAGAAGCUGAAAGCUUAACGUUCUGUAUGCUUAAUAAAGUUCUAUGCAUUUAUUUUUCUAUAUCAUUUCCAAAAUGUUUCCUACAACAAGAGUACACACAAACACGAACAUACAUACACACAUAGAUACAUAAAUACUAAGCAAC
This is a messenger RNA of Drosophila novamexicana, 5109 nucleotides long. RefSeq lists its product as uncharacterized. NCBI's taxonomy places the organism in Eukaryota, Metazoa, Arthropoda, Insecta, Diptera, Drosophilidae. The record is from RefSeq and is a predicted model, not a curated record. Bases 1222 to 4428 code for a protein of 1068 amino acids. The transcript has 15 exons.